Molecule: messenger RNA, 2187 nt
Organism: Dromiciops gliroides (monito del monte)
Lineage: Eukaryota; Metazoa; Chordata; Mammalia; Microbiotheria; Microbiotheriidae
Gene: FBXW9
Product: F-box and WD repeat domain containing 9
Exons: 10
Coding region: 494-1870 (458 amino acids)
Cellular component (GO): preribosome, large subunit precursor
Molecular function (GO): protein binding
Source: RefSeq, a predicted model, not a curated record
GUGCUCGAACAGUUCGCGCCGAGAGGCAGCGGAAGCUAAUUUCUCCCCUGCUUCCGCCUCGUGUGCCCGCUGAUAGCUGUUACGUUACGUCAUCAUUCGGUGCCGGAAGUAAUGCCCUGGUGCCUUGGAGACUGAAUACAGCUGGUGCAGUGGCGCCCGAGCGGGUGACAGGUGGAAGGUGGGGCAGCUUCGGGGAAGAUCCUUCGGCCGGUCCUCUGUUUUCACUCCCAUCCUUAGACCUCUUCUACCCCAGGCUCCCUCUAUAGCACGGUGUGGUGCGGUGGGAAGAGCCCUGGAUUGGAAUGAGAAGAGCUGGGGUUUAUGUGACACUGGGCGAGUCCCCUCGCUUGAGCUUCAGUGUCUUCCUCCGUAAAGUGAGGAGGUUUUAUUAGGGGGCCCGUAAGGGCCCUUGCAAGCCCUCACCCCGUGAUCGUAUGCUCUCAGGGUGUUUACCCACCAAACUCGGCCCCUUAGAGUGUCCCCGCCCCCCGGCAUGGAGCCACCCCCCGACGACUCCCAGGACUGGGAUGAGGACUCGGACCCAGAGACGGACCCGGACGCUCAAGCCCAGGAGUACAUCGACCGAGUUCUGGGCUCGCCCGGUCCGACACUCGCCCGCACGGUCCUGGCUCCCCCGCCCACGGUCAGCCCCCGGCCACCCCCCGCGGAGAUAUGUCGGGAGUCCAGGCGGUCUCCCGGCGGGGAGCCCGGCCUGGCCGCGUCUGGGCUGCUGGGCCUGCCCCUGGAGCUGAUCUUGGAGAUCUGCUCCUACCUCGAAGCCAGGCUGGUGCUGGGGGUCCUGCCCCUGGUGUGUCGGGCCCUCCGAGACAUCGUCCAGGACCAGGUCAUAUGGAAGAUCCGAGUGCAGAAGCUCCUGGGGGGGGCCUCCUACCCCGUAGUGGAAGAGGAGGACUUUGACUGGCCAGCUGCCUGCGUCGAAUUAGAGGAGCACUUGGCCCACUGGGCAGACGAUGGGCGCCGGGCCGAAUACUUCAGCUUGUCUGACGGCCACUUUGCCUCCAUCGACUCUGUGCUCCUGCUGCAGGGUGGGGCACUCUGUGUCUCUGGCUCCCGGGACCGAAACGUCAACUUAUGGGACUUAAGACAGCUUGGAGUAGAGCCAGGCAAGGUUCUGGUCAAGGCCCUGGGUACUCAGCGAAGUGGGACCCACAAGGGCUGGGUCUGGUCCCUGGCCGCCCAGGAGAACCGUGUCUGCUCCGGCUCCUGGGACAGCACCGUGAAGCUCUGGGAUAUGGAGGCUGACGGGCAGCAGUUUGGGGAGAUCAGGGGCAAGGCUGCAGUGCUCUGUCUCUCCUACCGUCCUGACAUCCUGGUGACUGGAACCUAUGAUAAGAAAGUGACUGUGUACGACCCCCGAGCGGGCCAGGCCCUGGUGAAGAGUCGAAGGCUGCACUCCAGUGCUGUGCUGGCCUUGUUGGCUGAUGACCAGUACAUCAUCUCGGGAAGUGAGGACCGGACCUUGGUGGUGUUUGAACGGCGGACCAACAGUGUGCUACAACGGCUGCAGCUGGAGUCCUACCUACUGUGCAUGUCCUACCGAGAGCCCCAGCUCUGGGCCGGGGACAACCAGGGCCUGCUCUAUGUGUUCGAGAAGCACGAAGGCCAGUUCAAGCACAUCAGGGUGUGUCUUUCGAUGUGGGGCAUAGGUCACAAAUCACUGGCAUUGAACAUUCCUUGGGGUCACUUUAUACCACAUCCACAGACAAGACCAUUCGGGUACAUGUGCCCACUGACCCACCACGAACCAUCUGUACCCGAAGCCACCACAAUGUUCUUAAUGGGGUCUGUGCGGAUGGCAAUAUGGUGGUGGCUGCAUCUGGGGGCCUGUCCUUGGAAGUGUGGCGGUUGAAGCCCUGAAGAAAUGGGGCGCCCAGACGACCGGCUCUGGCUGAGGCAUCCUGGGAUCUGUGCUGCUGUCCACACUUUCCCCAUCAUGGCCCCAGGCCCUGUUGUUGGGGACCACCCCAACUCUCCAGGUCACAGACCUGCUUCUGUGGUGCUAUCAGAGGCCCUGGCCAUUUUCUCUAGUGAAUGGGGUAAUAUCACUCCCACUGGGCAAGUUCCUGGCUCCUGAUGAGGGCCAAACCCCAUCACCCAGGGCCUGAAGAGCAUUGAGAGUCCUCCAGUGAGGGCUCAGUCUCAUUCCAUCCCCUCCCCUGCCUUCCC